GAAAUCCUCUUAAUGAAGCAACGCGUGGAGGAGAUGGAGCGCGAGGCCAACAAGCUUCGCGAACUCCAAGCAGCCGCAGAAAAGGCCGAGCAAGGUGCCCAGGGAGGCGAGCAAGUGCCUAUGGAGACCGAGGAGGACAAGGCUGCCGCAGAUGCAAGGAGUAUAUACGUAGGAAACGUCGAUUACUCCGCGACACCGGAGGAGAUCCAGCAACACUUCCAAGCCUGUGGAACCAUCAACCGUGUCACCAUUUUGUGUGACAAGUUUACGGGACACCCCAAGGGGUAUGCGUAUGUCGAGUUUGCGGAGCCAGAGUUCAUAGACGCUGCUCUCGCCAUGGACAACUCCCUCUUCCGAGGGCGCCUCAUCAAGGUGACACCAAAAAGGACAAACAUUCCUGGCUUCAAUGCCCGUGGGCGAGGGCGUGGCGGAUACCGUGGUGGAUAUCGGGGAGGGUACAGGGGAGGCUCACCUGGAUACACUCCCUACCGUGCGCGUGGCAGGUGA
Dichomitus squalens LYAD-421 SS1 is the source of this 507-nucleotide messenger RNA. Its product is annotated as RNA-binding domain-containing protein. The transcript has 4 exons. Lineage: Eukaryota; Fungi; Basidiomycota; Agaricomycetes; Polyporales; Polyporaceae. The record is from RefSeq and is a predicted model, not a curated record. The annotation marks the transcript as partial. Gene Ontology annotation, molecular function: RNA binding.